Tribolium castaneum (red flour beetle) is the source of this 1298-nucleotide messenger RNA. It is a transcript of the gene POLDIP2, whose product is annotated as Polymerase (DNA-directed), delta interacting protein 2. Gene Ontology annotation, cellular component: nucleus; mitochondrial nucleoid. The record is from RefSeq and is a predicted model, not a curated record. Gene Ontology annotation, molecular function: DNA binding. The coding region runs from base 152 to 1150 and encodes 332 amino acids. NCBI's taxonomy places the organism in Eukaryota, Metazoa, Arthropoda, Insecta, Coleoptera, Tenebrionidae. The transcript has 6 exons. Gene Ontology annotation, biological process: error-free translesion synthesis.
CGGUCUUUGCAAAACUGACCAAAAUAUUAUUUUUAUUUUUGGUUGUGGCGAACAAAAUUUGCGUUGAAUUUACCGGUGCGUUGUGGUUUUGUAUCAGGGGGCCCCAACAGCCAUGUUUAAAUAAAUGACCAAAGUGCGCAAAAUAUGAAAAAUGGAAGUGUUGCGGGCCGUUUUGAACACUAAUUUGGUGAAAAUUCCGGUGUGUUUGACCGUCCACAACCGCUCGUAUGCCAGGUUGGCGGAGGUCGGGCGUUUGGACGCCCCAAAAAUCACCGGGAAGUACGAGACGGGCCAGUUGAUCCUCCACCGGGUGUUUGGGUACCGUGGGGUGGUGCUGUUCCCGUGGCUGGCCCGUGUGUACGACCGCGAUUUGCCCCAGCACCGGUCGGGGGACGUGGAGCCCAACCCGGGGGUUGGCAAGGAGGUGCGGGGGCGCACGCACACCUUUUAUCAAGUUUUGAUCGAUCAGAGAGACUGUCCUUAUAUUAGAGCUCAAACCGAAGCUGUGACCUUCUUAGGUAAUCAGGACUCGUCCAGGAGCUUGUAUGCCAUCCCUGGACUGGAUUACGUGGCGCAUGAAGAUAUUAUUCCAUACACUAGUGCGGAAAAAUCGCCGCUGCAUCAUGAGCUGUUUGAUAAAUUCCUGGCUUAUGAUCCCGAUAAAGAUCCGCCGUUUGUGGCUCAGGAGACUCUCCGAGCCUGGCAAAACAAGAACCACCCUUGGCUAGAACUGUCCGAUGUCCAUAAAGAAACAACUGAAAAUAUUAGAGUGACUGUGAUUCCAUUUUAUAUGGGUUUUAGGGAAUCCCACUCCACCUCAGUCUAUUGGUGGAGGUAUUGUAUAAGAUUAGAAAAUUUAGGUUCUCUCAGUGUCCAGUUGCGUGAACGUCACUGGCGUAUUUUUUCCUUGUCUGGUACUUUGGAAACAGUACGUGGGCGUGGUGUAGUAGGCCAGGAACCAGCGCUUACUAGGACAUUACCAGCCUUUCAAUACAGUAGUCACGUCAGUCUCCAAGCGCCUAGCGGCCACAUGUGGGGGACUUUCAGGAUGGAGCGUGAGGAUGGGUACACUUUCGAUUGUCGAAUCCCGCCAUUUUCGCUCGAGAGCAAGCCGGACAUAACACCAGCAGCGCCCCCUGGAGCUCUAUAGUGUCAAAUAUAAAAUGAUUUCGUAAACGAAAAUGAGUGUUUAUUAUAAAGUGAAUAACAUGAUGUUUUGUGGCCUACUACAUCUGCGAAAACAAUACAAUUUAUAAAACUAAAUCACAUUGUAAAUAAAUGAGAAUUAUCGCUGAAAA